Molecule: messenger RNA, 2985 nt
Organism: Cucumis sativus (cucumber)
Lineage: Eukaryota; Viridiplantae; Streptophyta; Magnoliopsida; Cucurbitales; Cucurbitaceae
Product: ankyrin repeat-containing protein At5g02620
Exons: 4
Coding region: 731-2455 (574 amino acids)
Cellular component (GO): plasma membrane
Molecular function (GO): protein phosphatase 1 binding; protein phosphatase regulator activity
Source: RefSeq, a predicted model, not a curated record
AGAGAGAGAGAGAGAGAGAGAGUUUGAUACGUGCGAUUCAUGUGGAGAUGGUGGUUGUGGUGGUUCUCACUCUGUAAUGGGUUUUUGGAUAUUUCUUCAUUUCUUAUUACUGACAGUAUCUAUCAUCUUUCUUCCCUUUUUUUUCUUCUCUCUUUUUACUCCUUUGGAUGUAUUCGAAUAAUUAAAAACAGAGCCCCAACAAAUGCUUUUGUCUCUCCUCAUCUUCCAUUUCUCAUUCUAUGCUUCUUCCUCAAAACGUGUUUCUUCUUCAUCUUUCGUUCUCAUCUGGUUUUCUUCUUUUCCUUUUCCAUCUGGGUUUUGUCUGCUGAUACGUCUUGUGGGUGUUGGAAGCUCCAGGCUGAGGUAUUGGGUGUUUGAGUCUACUCUUUGAUAGUCUGAUUGUGGCAGGAGGAAAGGAGGAGGAAUAAUUUGAAUUUUGGAAUUCAGAAGCUUGACAAGAGUUGUUCAGGAAAGUACCAAAUCGAUUGAUUUUGAAGCUUUUCUUAUAUUACUUCCUAAAUCAAGCGAUCUGAGAAUCAGGAUUUGAAGUAUUGAGAAUCGAUCGUUGAUUGAUUUCUAGUGUUGGGUUUUUUUUUCCACCCACCAUGAGCAAUUAGCAUUAGGUUUUUGGGGCUGUGAAAUUGAAAAUUUUGUUUCAACCGAAGAGAGAGUUUGUUUGGUUCAGAUUUACUUGUGAACUGAUUUGCUGGAUGAUCUUCUGAAUACGAUCAUGGAGAAUAGUUUGAAAGAAAUAUCGUUGGAGAAGCAGCCAAGCUCUCGUGUGGUUAUGGAGAGGCAGAAAAGCAUUAGAGGGUUCAUGGAGAAGCAGAAGAGUUUUCGGAUGGUGAUGGAGAGGCAACUCAGUUUCAUGGGCGGGGAGAGGAAGAAGACGAAGGAAUCACCUGGGAAACGUGGGGAUUCACCACUUCACUUGGCAGCACGAGCUGGAAACGUAGUGAGAGUCAAAGAGAUUCUUCAGAAUAGCAAUGAUAAAAAUGAGUCAAAUUCAUUAUUGUCAAAGCAGAAUCUCGAAGGUGAGACUCCUCUCUAUGCAGCUGCUGAAAAUGGGCACGACUUCGUUGUUGCAGAGAUGUUGAAAUAUUUGGACCUCGAGACUUCAUUUAUGGCUGCCAGAAACGGAUACGAUGCUUUCCACGUUGCAGCAAAGCAUGGCCAUCUCAAGGUGUUGCAGGAACUUCUUGAUGUACAUCCCAACUUGGCCAUGACCACAGACUCGGUCAACUCAACUGCUUUGCACACAGCUGCCAUGCAGGGGCACAUUGAUGUGGUAAAUCUCCUUCUCGAAACAGACUCAGAACUUUCUAAGAUAGCUCGAAACAAUGGUAAGACUGUCCUUCAUUCAGCUGCCAGAAUGGGCCAUGUUGAAGUUGUUAAAUUAUUAGUAAGCAAGGACCCAACCCUCGGAUUCCGAACUGACAAGAAGGGGCAAACCCCACUGCACAUGGCUGUAAAAGGGCAGAACGAUAGCAUUGUGAUGGAGUUACUAAGUCCUGAUCCUUCAGUUUUAACUUUGGAAGAUAACAAGGGUAAUACAGCAUUACACAUUGCAGUGUUGAAGAGACGUACUGAGAAUGUUCGUCGCCUAUUAUCUGUUAAUGGAAUUAACAUCAAUGCCAUCAACAAGAAUGGAGAAACCCCACUUGACAUUGCGGAGAAAUUUGGAUCUUCAGAACUUGUAAACAUCUUGAAGGAAGCAGGUGCAGUCAUUUCCAAAGACCAGGGCAAACCCCCAAGUGCAGCCAAGCAACUUAAGCAGACGGUUAGUGACAUAAAGCAUGAUGUUGAAUCCCAACUACAGCAGACCCGCCAAACUGGUUUUAGGGUUCAGAGAAUCGCGAAAAGGUUAAAGAAACUUCACAUUAGUGGUCUCAACAAUGCCAUAAACUCUGCAACUGUUGUGGCUGUUCUCAUUGCUACUGUUGCUUUUGCGGCUAUAUUCACCGUACCAGGACAGUUUGUCGAGCAGAAAUCGAAUGAUGAAACUCUGGGACAGGCACAUAUCGCUACAAAUGCAGCUUUCAUCAUUUUUAUGGUCUCCGACAGUAUGGCAUUGUUCAUUUCCCUGGCAGUUGUAGUUGUCCAGACAUCUGUGGUUGUGAUUGAACAGAAGGCAAAAAGACAACUGGUUUUUGUAAUUAACAAGCUCAUGUGGUUGGCUUGCCUCUUCAUUUCAGUUGCCUUCAUUUCAAUCACAUAUGUGGUUGUUGGGUCAAACCACAAGUGGCUCGCCAUCUGCGCAACUGUGAUUGGUAGCACAAUAAUGCUUACAACAAUUGGUUCCAUGUGUUAUUGUGUCGUUCAACACAGGAUGGAGGAGUCAAAAAUGAGAAGUAUUAAGCGAGGGGAGAGCAGAUCUCGUUCCUAUUCCAUGUCUGUUGUAGCAUCAGAAUCAGAGUUGUUGAAUAACGAAUACAAAAGGAUGUAUGCACUUUAAAGGCGAUUGAUAUAGAGAUAGGGUACAAAAGCAUAUAACUAUUACCAGGUGAUGGUUUAUCUUAGGUUGUAGUAACUGGUUUCUGCCACUCAUCGACUCGGUGAUUUGGUGCUGGUCUUCAAUAGCUAUGGAGCUUUUGACAUGCAACUGGGAGCAUGGAUUGGAACACCAGCAACAUUGGUCCACAUUAGCCUGUGAUCUUUUUGCGUCAUGCUCAAACAAAAGCAUGACAGCGAGGAUAAUAAACACUAGAACUUCAAUGCAGAUGAUAUCCAGAUAUUAGAGUAUGGUAACAGUUCACUUAUGUAUAUGUAUAUGCCUAUCUACCAUUGCCAAACGAUGAUGGUGUUGAGGUCGAUACCAGUGAUCAAUACCGUCACGUUUUGGGUUUUGUAGAUAUUCCAUUGAGUCUUUAUACCAUCACAUACUGGGUCUACAGAUGAUGCCUGCGUAUUAUUUAUACCAUCUGCUCUCAAUUUUCCUGUAUAUUCCAUGAUAUGGUAAUUUUAUUGCCUGAAUAUCUCUUUUCA